This is a messenger RNA of Synchiropus splendidus (mandarinfish), 1197 nucleotides long. RefSeq names its product splicing factor 3a, subunit 2 (gene sf3a2). The coding region runs from base 176 to 1006 and encodes 276 amino acids. Gene Ontology annotation, biological process: spliceosomal complex assembly. Gene Ontology annotation, cellular component: catalytic step 2 spliceosome; nucleus; U2-type prespliceosome. Gene Ontology annotation, molecular function: nucleic acid binding; zinc ion binding. The transcript has 8 exons. NCBI's taxonomy places the organism in Eukaryota, Metazoa, Chordata, Actinopteri, Syngnathiformes, Callionymidae. The record is from RefSeq and is a predicted model, not a curated record.
GACAGCAACCAUUCAGAUGCCAAUGAGAAACCGCGUAAAGGAAGUUGUAUUGGGCAUGCGCGACGUCCGGCUGUUAGCGUGUUCAUUUCGUUGAUUUCAAGGACCUCACUUUGCCGUCCCGCUCUGCUUGGGGCUCUUGGUUCUGAUCUAAGUUUGAGUCCAGAACUUGGGAAAAAUGGAUUUCCAGCACCGUGCGGGUGGAAAGACAGGGAGCGGUGGAGUGGCAUCUGCCUCGGAGAGUAACCGUGAUAGAAGAGAACGACUCCGCCAGCUCGCGUUGGAGACGAUCGAUAUCAACAAAGAUCCCUAUUUUAUGAAAAAUCACUUGGGGUCAUACGAGUGUAAACUUUGUCUGACUCUGCACAAUAAUGAGGGUAGCUAUUUGGCACACACGCAAGGAAAGAAGCAUCAGACCAAUUUAGCUCGGAGAGCAGCUAAGGAAGCCAAGGAAGCUCCGGCUCAGCCAGCUCCAGCCAAAGUCAAGGUCGAGGUCAGAAAGUUUGUCAAAAUCGGUCGACCUGGUUAUAAAGUGACCAAGCAGAGGGACCCAGAGACUGGACAGCAGUCUUUACUUUUCCAGAUUGACUACCCUGAAGUCGCUGAAGGGAUUGGGCCCCGACACAGAUUCAUGUCUGCAUACGAGCAGCGUAUUGAGCCACCUGAUCGUCGUUGGCAAUAUUUGCUGAUGGCGGCUGAACCCUAUGAAACCAUCGCUUUCAAAGUUCCUAGCAGAGAAAUUGAUAAAGCCGAGAGCCGAUUUUGGACUCACUGGAACAGAGAAACUAAGCAGUUCUUUCUUCAGUUUCACUUCAAAAUGGAGAAGCCUCUCGGGCCUCCCAUGGGUGGUCCCAUUCCAACAGGCAUGAAGCGCCCACCUCCGCUGAUGACAUCGCACACUGGACAUGACUCCAUGUCUGGUCCACCGCUUCCCCCUGGAGCUGCAGGACCUCCUCAGAUGCACAUGCCACCCAUGCCGAUGAGGCCCCCCCCACCUGAGAACCUCUGAACGUGAAGGCUUGAACUGUGUUUGAAGAAAAACUGCGUCUUGUAAACACAGUCAGGUUUUUAUGGCUUGUUUUUAUGUUGAGCUUUUGGUCAAAUGAAACUGGCUUCAUUUUGUACAGGUGAUUCAUGAUAUCUCCUCUAUUAAGAUUGUGUUUUUGUAAUUAAAUACCUUGUAGAAAACGUUCUUGCCUU